Molecule: messenger RNA, 5059 nt
Organism: Phanerochaete carnosa HHB-10118-sp
Lineage: Eukaryota; Fungi; Basidiomycota; Agaricomycetes; Polyporales; Phanerochaetaceae
Exons: 13
Coding region: 516-2126 (536 amino acids)
Biological process (GO): transmembrane transport
Cellular component (GO): membrane
Molecular function (GO): transmembrane transporter activity
Source: RefSeq, a predicted model, not a curated record
CCCAACCCGAGACUGCAAAGCUGUGAGACGCGACAUUGACUUGUCGCCGGCGACGUGCUCCUGCAUUCAUGACUCCUGGUGUCUCAGAAUCCGCGCCCUUGCUGGGCCAGCCACAGCCAGCGCGAAAGAAGCCAUUCUAUCGUCCCAGACCGUUAUGGCUCGUGCCCUUCGCCAUCUUCGCGUCCAUCGUGCGCGGCAUGACUCUUGCACCCCGAGUGCAGGUAUUCACUCAGCUAUCAUGCAACGCCGUCUAUGGGCAUGACGUAUAUGACCAUACGAAUCACUCCUCAGCUGCAACUCCAGUUUCCUUCAAUGCGACCGUUGACCGGGAUGCACCUACCUUCAACAUACACAGCCCGCUCAUAGACGAACAGGGAACACAAGCCAUAUCCCUUCACUUUCCUCACUCAUCAUUGUCGGACGAUGAUGAUGAGCCUGACCCGCGGACCGUUCCAUCUAAGCGUUGCUUGUCCGACCCGAAGGUACAGGCAGGCGCUGCGCGAAUACAGACUAUCAUGACCACUACGAUGGGGCUCCUUUCUGCCAUCACGACUGGCUGGUGGGGUCAUUUCGGCGAGCAAUACGGCCGUACUCGCGUGCUUGCAGCUGCGACCCUUGGCUUGUUCCUCACUGAUUUGACGUUCAUCCUAGUGUCGACACCACACAGCCCCUUCGCCGCUCACGGCCACAAACUGCUCAUUAUCUCGCCUAUCGUAGAAGGUGCCCUCGGCGGCUGGUCGACGCUGCAGGGCGCCACCAUGGCAUAUGUGUCCGACUGUACCUCAGACGGCUCGCGCGCACAAAUUUUCAGUCGUUUCUCGGGUGUAUUCUAUUUUGGGUUCUCCAUCGGACCCAUGAUAGGCGCAUAUCUCAUCCGGCACCCGAUCUUUUCUUUCCCUGGCUCAUCUCCCUCUUCCGUGCCCGUGUUGCACAACGGCCAACCAACGGUAACAUCGGUAUUCUACGUCGCCGCUAUGUGUUCCUUCAUUAACCUGUUACUGGUCGUCUUCCUCUUCCCCGAGUCCAUCUCCAAGAAGAAGACGCAGUCCGGGAAACCGGUUGUCCCUGCCCCUGCCCCUGGACCUGAGCAGGGGGUCGCCGAAGGUUCCGAUCUGGAGGUGGCGAUUGCUGUCAAGCAGGGUUGGUCUACGCAGCGCUUAUUGGAUCCUCUGGCGCUGCUCGCGCCCAAGAAGAUCCCGAGGCCCGAAGGUGGACACCGAACCGACUGGAGUCUGACCGUUCUCGGCCUAUCCUUAUUCAUGUUCCUACUUGCCAGUGGUAUCUUCCAAAUCAAAUACCUUUACGCCGAACACGUAUAUGAGUGGGGCGCUGAACAGCUGAGCUACUACAUCACUCUCAUGGGUGCAGUCCGCUGUAUUUAUUUGCUCCUCAUCAUGCCUCAUCUGAUCCAGUGGUUCAAGCCGAAGCCCAAACCGAGGAGCAAACUCGGACCGUCUACCUCCACCUCAGCCCACGCCACCUCAACAAGCAAGCCUUCGACAGUCCCACCCGCGGGCAAGAAGCCCAAGCCCACGCUUGGCCAGAUUGCCAAAGAGAUGGAUUUUGACCUGCUCCUCCUCCGGUCGUCCUUCUUCGUCGAGUUUCUCUCUCAUACGCUUGUAUCUCUUAUCCCUCCGACAGCGGGCGCCGGUCCUUUCAUUGCCUUCACAUCACUGAGCUGCUUCGGCACCGGUGUCCACCCGGCCGUUAACAGCCUUGCGCUGUGCAUCCUUCGAACGCAGGCUGAAGCGUCCUCUGCCGCUGGUGGCCCACCGCAAGACGAUAGCAACGCGGGCGCUCUCUUCGGCGCUCUUGCCGCCAUUCAGGCCACUGGACAGAUGAUCUUGGGCCCGCUGAUCUUCGGUGUGGUCUACAGCGCAACAGUCGCCGUGUUCCCCAAGGCGAUCUUCGCGACCGCAGCCGCCAUCACGGUCGUAGCGCUCGCGUUGUUAUGUCUCCUCCGCCCCGACGUUGCACUGCGCGCGAGACAACGACAACGGAUGAAUCGCCACGACGAAACCGAGCGCGGCAGGUCGAGGGUACGGAAGGACCUUGGACUGAGCACUUCUUCACCAAUCCUUGGUCGGAAUGUGUCGCCCGCCUCAUCCUCCGGCAAUGCAAAUUAGAAGUAGUUGGCUACCAUAGAAGCCCUCGUAGGUUCCUCGCGUGCUUUCAUGCUAAGCUAUAUUUCAUCCAUCUUAUUGAUGCCACUGUUGUAAAAUAUUCCGUCGACAGUCUACCGACGAAUUCUAUAUGUUCAUUCUCAUCCCCAAUAUUGCUAGUCUAUCAAUGUACAGUUAAAUAGGUUGCUCUACGGAUACAUCGAUAAUACACAAUCCCAGGCGGACUGCUCAUAAUUAACCCAAGAAAUAAAACUCUGAGAAAUGUUCUGAGAGGACACACUGGGGUGGGUUCUGCGGUAUAGUGGGCGUCGCAGAGUGUUUUGUGCAGCUAUGGGACGGCAAAGCAAGCCUGUUGACUAGGACGUCAGGCAACAUUACAAAGUCUAGCCCUGAGGGAAGCUUCGCUGGUAAUCUGGCGGGUACUCUGGUGGUGUAGCAAAGUUCAGCUGUGGAGAUGAAGUUGUCGAAACGCUGCCGUACUCCCUCAACAACAAAUAAGGCGGGGUAGGCGGAAUACUGAUGUUCGACCUCAUCGUCUCCCACGCCCGUGGUGGGUGGCUACCGAGAGACGACACAGCAUGGGCUAGUGGACCGACAGAGCCUUCGACGAAUGUCGAGUGUCGUCUGCCACUGUGCGAGAUCGAGGGCGGGAUCCGCAUUUCCUCGCCAUUGCCGGCGAAGUCGCCCUGGGUCUGGGGGCCCAGUAGGCUUGGCGUGCCAGAGAACGAGCGGCGGGACAUCGAUAUCGGGACCUGCACGUGGAGGAAGUGUUCAGGCGAAGAAGGCAUUGGCGACGGCGUCGUGCUGUGGUCGGCAUAUGUGCCGGACGAAGACGAGAUGGUUGCAAACUCGGCAGCAGUCAUGGGGUAUGGAGGCGACGACAGCGGGGGGCUGCCAGGUCCCCGUGCCAAAGAAUGGUAAGAACCAGCCAGCGCAUUGGAAGGUGCGGGCCCGACGGCAAGUUCCAUCGAUGAGUCGUGAUAGUGCAAUGGAGAAGCUCGGGAGAAUCGUCGUGCUGUGGAUUGUUGCGGUCGCGAAGGGCCCGCGAUCUCGCUCAUCAUGCCUCCUGGGGUCCUUGCUACUAGCGAUGGAGACAAGGCUAAUCCUGACGCUUGCCGCCCUGCAGGAUGGCUAGAGUCAUAUGUGAUAGGGUACAGCGGGAUGCUCGGCCCUGCUCUCGCCGACGCGAUCGUGCGCAGGACAUGCGCGAGCUGGAUGGCGGCUCCAAUCAGGUCAUGUCUGAGCACCUUCGACGCCUGCUUCCUCUCUGUCCAGUCCGAGCUCGGUCGCCAAACGCGGACAGGAAUACCACCAGGACCUGGCUCUCCGCUCGCGUGCUCCAUGUAGAACGACGGAGGCCGCGAGAGAAUAAAGGACGCUUGUCCUAGGCCAGGCGUACUAUUAGUGAAUUUCGUGUCAAUGACACUAUCAAAGGGAAUCUCCAUCUUGAAGCCACACCCAGAGGCAUGAAUGAACCAGGCUAGGGUCUUCCGAUUGUGGCAGAUGUAGGCGACCAAGUCAUACUUGGUGACAGCUGAAGCCAGACGGCGCCAUGAGCCAACUGUGAGCUCCUGACACGGUACGAUUGUGAUAGGUUCGUCGUCUUCGUGGACCAGCAACUGCAAGUCUGUAUCCCAGCCUGCAGCCAGCUCUGGCGGCACGUCGGGAGGCAGCUCCAUCGAUUCCUGAUCCAACUUCCCGUCCAGAAGCUUUGCCUUCGCUCGUCUGUUUUGGAACCAAAUCUGAGUCUGUCGCUCAGUCAUGCCGAGCAUGUCGCUGAUCUCUUUCCUUCGAGCGGCCGUAGGACUUCGAUCGGCGGCGAAAAAACGUUCGAGAUGCGCCAGCUGCUCCGGCGUGACUCUCGACCGCUUCCGUUUGCCCUUGGGGUCGUUUGCUGCAUCGUGACUCCGCGACCCCGAGCGUGAGCGGAGCGGCCCAGAGGACGGCUCUUGCGCCGCCCCCAUGACUGCGGAAUCCGAGAGAUUCGCGGGGCUCGCUGGAGAUGACAGGGACAGCUGUGGUGACGGGCAGUCGGGAUCAGCAGUGGAUUCGCUCUCAUAGGAGAGGGUAGAUAAAGAUGAAGAUGGUUGACCGCUUUGGGCGGGCACGUGCUCGGUGGAUUCGCUCAGCAUGGUCCGGCUUCCACCUGUUUAACUCCUCUGGACAGCGGGUCCAAAUGUGGCACUCGGGCUCACCGGGGCAAGCUACUUUAUACACUGUGGGUAUGAACGCCGCACGUCGCUAUGGUGUCCCGAACAAGGUAGAGCUCCCGAAGCUCACACACGACGCACAAGGUAGAAGUCAAAGUUUGGUGAUGUACCGGUUUUUUCGUGCCGCAAGGUCGUCGAGCUCGGAGAGGUGCGCGACUACCGCGUUUUAUAACAAGCGAACAAUCCGAACUUGGGCGGAUGACGGAGGGCCAGCCUACAAAUACAAUGGAGAAAGCUGUUGCGGAAAACGUUGUGAUGCUGCGAAAGGCUGUUAGUUUGGCGAAGCAUCGACGGAGACCCGAUCCAUAGCUGAGAUGGACCUGAACGGGCCGUUUCAGGUUGUUCACGGACUAAACUCUACUCAGGUAGGAACUGCCCUGUGACCUAGCCCUUAUCCGGUGGUUACCUUCGCAGCCGCAGGUACGUAAUCCUGUGCAGUAGCGGCUGCCCGGAGCUGACCCGUCAGAGGCCCUGUUCUCGCCUGCUGGCAUCGCAAGCGUUUCGCAUCUUCCGCGCCUGCAAAAAAGGGAACUAUUGCAAGUUAAAAUGCCGAGCCUGCAUGACCGCGGUAGCGUUGCAUGUGCAGCGCGGCCCGCACAUGUACUAGGGCGAGGGUUCCAAAGUACAAAAGGGGGCGCGCAGGUCGUCAUGUAUGUCAUAUCUAGGUACCAGGUGUUAUGCCUCCGCACGGUGGGUCCUGCAUGAGAUUCCAGCAGGAAAGAGCGG